Molecule: messenger RNA, 523 nt
Organism: Dicentrarchus labrax (European seabass)
Lineage: Eukaryota; Metazoa; Chordata; Actinopteri; Moronidae
Gene: phf5a
Product: PHD finger protein 5A
Exons: 4
Coding region: 77-409 (110 amino acids)
Biological process (GO): mRNA splicing, via spliceosome
Cellular component (GO): U2 snRNP; U12-type spliceosomal complex; catalytic step 2 spliceosome
Source: RefSeq, a predicted model, not a curated record
ACUCCUCAUUCAAAGUUUACCGGUCAAAGGUGAAAGUUGAAGCAAGUCAGCAGCGCUCUCCUUACGUUAGCCGACAAUGGCUAAACAUCAUCCAGAUUUGAUCUUUUGCAGAAAACAAGCCGGUGUCGCUAUCGGGAGACUUUGCGAGAAAUGUGAUGGAAAAUGCGUCAUCUGUGAUUCCUAUGUGAGGCCGUGCACACUGGUGCGCAUCUGUGAUGAGUGUAACUACGGCUCUUAUCAGGGGCGUUGUGUCAUCUGCGGAGGGCCUGGAGUAUCUGAUGCCUACUACUGUAAAGAGUGCACUAUCCAGGAGAAAGACCGAGAUGGCUGUCCGAAGAUUGUAAACUUGGGCAGCUCUAAAACAGAUCUGUUUUAUGAAAGGAAGAAGUACGGCUUCAAGAAGAGGUGAAGACUCUACGGCCCAGACCCCUUUUUUUUUUUUUUUUUGAAAGUGUUUCUGUUUUUUAUUUUUGGAACCUCAAGAAACAUUUUGUUUGACUUGUCAAUAAAGCUCUCUUUUAUA